Molecule: messenger RNA, 1581 nt
Organism: Cornus florida
Lineage: Eukaryota; Viridiplantae; Streptophyta; Magnoliopsida; Cornales; Cornaceae
Product: putative disease resistance RPP13-like protein 1
Exons: 1
Coding region: 1-1581 (526 amino acids)
Biological process (GO): defense response to other organism
Molecular function (GO): ADP binding
Source: RefSeq, a predicted model, not a curated record
AUGGGGACGAAGAAUCUGCAUCAAUUGGAGUGUCUGCCUGAAGAACAAUGUUGUUCAUUGUUCCAAAAAAUCGUGUUUGAAGAAUGUAAUGUGGCAGGAAACGUGCGUGCAUCUCUGGAAAAGACUGGUAGAGAAAUUGUAGGAAAGUGCAAAGGCCUGCCUUUGGCAGUAAAGGCAAUGGCAGGUCUCUUGCGUGGUAAUGAAGAUGUGAACAUAUGGAAGAGAAUCCUAAAGAAUGAAAUAUGGGAGGCAGAGAAAGGAACUGCCCAAACAGAGAAGCCAUUGGUUUUGCCUGCUCUAAAAUUGAGUUAUGACCAUUUGCCUUCUCAUCUGAAACAGUGUUUUGCAUACUGUUACAUAUUUCCCAAGGCGUAUGUGUUCGAUAAGAUAGAGCUGGUCAAAGUGUGGAAGGCACAAUCUUUUGUUCAAUCUAGUGGACAAGAUACAAUUGAUGAAGUUGGAGGUGAUUAUUUUGAUGAGUUGUUAAUGAGGUCCUUCUUUCAAGUUUUCAAAAUUGAUGAUAAGAAGAGAUAUAGGAUGCACGAUCUUAUACAUGAGUUGGCACAAUCUGUUUCAAGCCCCUAUUGCUGCCAAGUCAAAGCUAACGAGCCAUGCCAUGUCUCUGACAGAUCUCGUCAUGUAGCAUUGCUUCGCAACAAUGCCGAGCAGGCUGCGUUGGAAGUUAUUGGUAAAUCUAAGAAGUUACGAACAUUUCUAUUCCCUGGUGAGCACUUGAAAUCCUUUGGGCAGGCCCUUGACAAAAUCUUUCACAGUAUGAAAUACAUGCGCUUGUUAGAUUUGAGUUCAAGCACAAUGCUAGAAUUGCCAGAAUCUGUUAAAGAGAUGAAGUUGUUGCGCUACCUCUACCUCUCUCAAACUGAGAUCAGGAAACUUCCCAAAUCUAUUUGCAGCCUCUACCAUUUGCAAACUCUGAAACUCCUAGGGUGCCUUUGGCUUUUCGAAUUGCCCAAAGACCUUGGGAACUUGACUAACUUGCAGCAUCUCGAGCUAGAUGAAAUGUUCUGGUACAAGUCAUCCACAUUGCCACCAAGAAUGGGAAGCUUAACCAAUCUACAAAAUCUGCAUGUAUUUCAUAUUGGCCCAGAGAGCGGAUAUGGAAUUGAUGAACUAAAAGGCAUGAUUUAUCUCAAGGGAACACUGCGUAUCUCAAAGCUCGAACAUGCAGUAAAUGCAGAGGCGGCAAAGUUGAAGGAAAAAGAAGGGCUCGAGAAGGUGGUGUUUGAAUGGAGUGAUACAGAUGGUCGUCCACGAGAUGAAGCAGCCGACGAAGGAGUGCUUGAAGACCUUCAACCACACUCAAAUCUCAAAGAGCUCCAAAUUUUCCACUACAAAGGUACCAGAUUUCCAUCUUGGAUAAGAGAUGGGCUGCUCCAAAAUAUUGGUACCAUUUCCAUAAGUCAUUGUACAAGGUGCAAAAUCCUCUCUCUUGGGGAGAUGCCACGCCUUGGGAAUCUCUACAUUAAAGGAAUGCAGAACUUGGAGGAAUGGCCCGAGGUGCAAUAUCCUUCUCUUCACAAACUCAAAAUCAGCAGCUGCCCAAAGCUAAAGGAGUUACCUUAG